Molecule: messenger RNA, 1362 nt
Organism: Schizosaccharomyces osmophilus
Lineage: Eukaryota; Fungi; Ascomycota; Schizosaccharomycetes; Schizosaccharomycetales; Schizosaccharomycetaceae
Gene: tti2
Product: ASTRA complex subunit Tti2
Exons: 4
Coding region: 1-1362 (453 amino acids)
Cellular component (GO): cytosol; nucleoplasm; centrosome
Source: RefSeq, a predicted model, not a curated record
AUGCAGCCUUGGGAGCAGGUAGUGAAAAAGCUGAAUGCUUUGGAACACGACGUUCCGGAACAAAUUUCUCUUCAAAAGCAAUUGGACUUUCUGGAUGGGUUUGUCUUGAAAAUCGAAGAAGAAAAGCUUUCUCAUAAUUUAACUGCAUUACUGCCAUAUCUGUCGCCAAAAGAAAAAUGGAUAAAUUUUGAAAACAAUGAGUUGGAUUUUGAGAUCAGGAAACCAUAUUGUGAGCGAGCAUAUCGACUCCUGAGUAUAUUUCAGGAGGAAAUUAAACAAUUUGUGAAAGAAAAAGAUAAUUGGGAGCUCCUUCUGACGUUAAUUUCGCUUCGAGAUAUUAAAUAUAAGCCUUUUGAGGUUUAUUCUGUUCACAUCGUUGACAAUACACUGGCAUUGAUAUCCACAGAGGAGAAGGAAGACUUCCAAAACUAUGUUUUGGAUUAUCAGUCUUCUCUUUUUUCCCGAGAUGAUCGCUUAACAGGACAAGGAAGGCGAUACGCAUAUGAACUUCCUCCUGAAAAAUUCAGACAAGAUCAAACAGCUGCACUCCUGGAACCAUCAUGGAAGUCAAAAAACUUUUUUAUUCCUGGAGUAUUACAUUGGGUUAUUAGCAACCAAAAUCGCUUUACAAUUCGAGAUAGAUGGCAUAAAGUGAUUCCAUCAGUGCUGCGAAUUUUGAAUGAUCUCAAUCCAAUGGUGAAACAAAAGGGCUUGAUGCUAGUUAAGUCAACACUAGAUGUAUCAGGGAUUGAAUUUUUGAUUCAUACGGGACUAGCGGAGAUUCUACGUGAAGACCUUAUGCUGUUCUAUACAUUUUUGCCCCCACGAUAUAAAGCCGAGACAUGUUCUUCCCUUAUAAAUUUUUCAUUUCAUUUAUUAAUUCAGUUUGAGAAAGAAAUGCCAGACUUGCUGGAUAAACUGUUUCUGGACGGUGUUAUGUACAUCUUUCAGUUCGCCUCAGACAGCAUUCCCAUGAUUCGUCUCGCUUUUUUGGAAUGCAUGCAUCUCAUGAAGAAACUGAACCAUAGAUUUUUGAGAUACCUUACUACAACUUUGGAUCAACUUUGUUUAAGGAUCGAGAACCCAUUGCUUUGUAACGCUCCGGAGUUCCUGUUAUUCCUUUUGGAAACGCUACAGUCAUUCUUAAAAGUUUAUUAUUACCGUGUAUCCUCCCAUCAUGCACAGAUUCUUAUUUCACUAGUGUCUUCAUAUAGGAAUUGUGCCCAUACAAAUUUGAAAGAACUAAAUUCAUGCAAAGGAUUAAUUACAGAAAUCCUUCGAUUCGUUGAAAAUAACUUAACGGAAUCUCAGAAACUGGAUUAUCAGGCUGUAAUACCUUUAGUGGAACGCCCACCUGCUUGA